Zingiber officinale is the source of this 1959-nucleotide messenger RNA. RefSeq lists its product as uncharacterized. The coding region runs from base 1 to 1959 and encodes 652 amino acids. The record is from RefSeq and is a predicted model, not a curated record. The transcript has 4 exons. Lineage: Eukaryota; Viridiplantae; Streptophyta; Magnoliopsida; Zingiberales; Zingiberaceae.
AUGGAGGUCAAAGAUGGUGAUGAUAUACGUGUCCUUGUUGAUAGUAUUGCUGUUGUUGAAAGUACAAGUUAUCCUCAGCUAUAUGUGAAAACUAGAAAAUAUCGAGUUAAGGGUAGGAGAAGUUGUAUAUGCUCCUACUUCAGAGCUAAUAUAAUUGGUGAUCCUUUUAUACUGCCUAGUCGUCACAGUGUAUGUGCUCCAAGUUCUCAACCGUUUGGUGAUUCAACUCUACAAUGUGAUCGACGAAGUGUGUAUGUUCCGAAUCAGGCAUUAUCUGAAGCUCCAUUCGAACCAAGUCUCAGCGCAAGUAUUUAUGAUGAGGUUGGUCCAUCACAUGAAGUUAUGGAGUCUUUUCGUGUAUUGAGCCAUUCAGAUGUCCCACUACCUGAGAGUGUUGACAUACCAAUAGCAACAAAUGAUUGUCAGUCCAACCCUUCAGAAGAGGAAGAUAGUGAUGGGCUACUUGGUCAAGACGAUUGUGAGAAAGAGACAAUGAUCGAAGUGCCUGAAGCAUUUCAGUUUACUGUAGGAGGCAACUACCCUGUUUCAGCAAAUUUGAUCGGAUCAGUGGGUAACACAGUUGGAAUGGUAGUUGAUACAGAAUUUGAUACAACAUUGGAUCGAGAAUAUGAAGUUGCUAAGUCAAGUUCGCGUGUUUGGUCAGUCGUAUGUAAGAAUACUAAAUAUGAGUGUAGUUGGCAGUUACGUGCAGCAAGGCUAAAGAAACUUGGUGGAGAAUGGGGCAUAACACGAUAUAAAGGUCCACACACAUGUGUUGCGAGGGCUAUAUCGCUUGAUCACAGACAAUUGGACUCAAACUUUAUAUGCAACUGCAUAUUGGAAGGGAUGAAGAAAGAUCCAUCCAAGUCAGUUGGAAGUAUUAUCGUUGAAAUUCACAAUUGGUUGCAUUUCAAACCCUCCUAUAGGAAAGCAUGGGAGGCUAAACAGAAGGCUAUUGCCAGAAUUUGGGGUGAUUGGGAUGAAUCAUACCAACGUCUACCACAUUUCUUUGCAGCUUUGCAACAGACAAAUCCUGGAAGUGUUAUAUGGUGGGCAUUCGAUGAUCACACUCAUGUCAGGCAUCGUGGAUUUGAAUUCAACAAAAAAAUUUUGCGUUGGCUAUUUUGGUCAUUCAAACCAGCUAUUGACAGUAUCGAGUUCACAAAGCCAGUGAUCCAAAUUGAUGGAACUUUCCUUUACGGUAAGUAUAAACAUUCACUCCUAAUUGCAACAACCAUUGAUGGAGAUAACUCUGUGAUUCCACUGGCUUAUGCGCUAGUAGAGUCCAAGAAUGUGGACAAUUGGGGAUGGUUCAUGGCGCUCCUUCGAACGUAUGUAGUAAGGUGUGAUGGUAUAUGUGUCAUUUCCGAUAGAAAUAUUGGAAUUAUGCAGACAAUGAAUAACCAAUAUCUCGGUUGGGAUGAAACUCAUGCAAAACAUCGCUAUUGCCUCCGUCAUGUGGCCAACAAUUUUAACACACACUUCAAAAAUGUUGGACUCAAGAAUUUACUCAUAAAGGCUGGGAGGACGUGUCAAGUAAGAAAAUGUGAACGAGUUUUGGAGCGGGUAAAAGAGAGGAAUGAUGAGGCAUGGAACUGGAUUUCAUCGCUCCCAAUAGAAAAAUGGUCAAUGUCCCAUGAUGGGGGUCACAGAUAUGGGCAUGCGAAUACAAAUGUAGCUGAGUGUGUCAAUUCAAUUUUGAAAGAUGCACGUCGUUUACCUGUUGCUGCCCUUAUCGAGCACACAUUUUAUAACAUGGUCAAGUACUUUGAUAACAGAAGAAAUGUGUACUCUGAUCAGAUGGCCAAUGACAAAGUGUACACUUCGCAGUGCCUCAAAUUACUUGAUAGACGUUUGAAAGUUGCGUACACCCAUCAGGUAACCUCUUUCAAUCGUGAAGAUGGAAUUUUUGAAGUGAAGACUGGAUACUCCCGUGAAAUGCGAAAAGGAGAAAAUUAA